Molecule: messenger RNA, 3999 nt
Organism: Seminavis robusta
Lineage: Eukaryota; Bacillariophyta; Bacillariophyceae; Naviculales; Naviculaceae
Source: the annotation of a GenBank genome assembly
AUGACCAUUGCGAGAUCAUGGAGUUCCCAGGCAUUAUUGCUGUGCCUAUUACUACUGAUGGACGUGUCGUUUUGUCUUCCAUCAUCCGUGGAUGGCUCUAGUCUAUUCCGUCCUCCGAUACCAUAUGAUUGUGAGCCUUGUCUGGAUCGAACCGAUGCUACCCUCGUGGCAUUUUUGCCAGAAUCCCCUACCUUUAGUACCACUACCAGUAGCACUGGUAGCAAUACUGAAGCCAGUCAACAAAUGGCUUAUGCCAUGGAGGAAGUGGCUCGAUCUAUGAAUGUCCAACUGCAGGUAGAGAUCUUUCCAGAAGAAUCACUCAUGGUCCAAGCCAUACUAGAUUUGGCACAAGAACACUCACGGCAGCAAGCAAGCAGUACUGGUAGCAGUGGGAAGAGAAUCAGUGCCUUGAUGAUCAGUAUCCCCACUCCCACAAUCUACCAAGCCGUAAUACAGGCACUGGAAAUCACAGACCAGAAAUUGCCCAUUUUGGGACUCCAUAUGGGACAUCAGUACUUUGAUAUAUCACCUUCACCACCAACAAGCAGUCUCCUCAAUUUUGUGGGAAUGGAUGAACUGCAGUCUGGAAAAGCCACCGGCAAUCGCAUCAAGUCGCAAUAUUGGAAAAAGGAUACCAAUACCACUGUCCGAAGAGUUCUCUACGUCAUUCCAUCUUGGGCGGAUGCCAACAACAACAGUCUUUCCCAUCAAAUUCAACAACGAUUGCAGGGACUGAAAACCUCUUUUGCAGCUCAUGUCUCCAAUGUCACACUCGAUACCAUUGUAGUAUCCAGUAUCAGUGACACGACUAUAGAUAGCUGCUCGUAUGAUGCCAUUGUACUCGCCGACAAGUCACUCCUUUCCAGUGCCAUUCCAACUCUUACCAAUGACAACUGCCAACAAGUAUUGUCCACCUUUGGCACCAACACACAAGUCUACAAUGCCAUUUCCAGUUCUCAGAUAGAAUUCACCAUUGGAUCUGAUUACUAUCUCAUGGCAUCCCUCACUGCCACAUUGGCUGGACUCUACGCCACCACGGGAACCACACUCCUGCCACCCACUGGCACAAAUAAAAAGUACUACACGGUCGCACCCCGCAUCCUUCACGUCAACAAUCUGCAACAGGAUGCCAUUCGAGCAUGUGAAGCCAUCGGAUUUCCCUCGUGUCAAAAUACAGAGAAUGACGACGUUGUAUUGAACGCUGGCUGUGUCUGCCACGAUCGCUCGGUGAUUCGCAUUGCCGCCGUUUAUCAAAACAAUCCCGUCUUUCAAUUGCCCAUUGCUGCUGCACGACAAGCGGGACGCGAUCUGGGAAUUACACUAUUGUUGGAUCCACUCGAUUUGCGAGGAACACGAGAGGAAAAGGAUUUCGCCUAUGCCGAAAAGAUUCGUGCCCUCUGUCAAGAUCACGUCGAUGGAAUCAUUACCACCAUACGAGACGAGUCGAUUGCCGAAGCCGUGGCAUUUUGUCAAUCCUUGAACAUCCCCGUCGUGGCGCUUACUCCCGUCAUUCCGGCCGCCAAGGAUAUAUUGACGGGCACUAUUCCAGUAAUGGGACUGGAUGACUUUCAUGCCGGAUAUACCAUGGGACAAGUAUUGUUGGAACGGGGGGUCCGGUAUGGAGUUUGUAUGAAUUGGAAAAAUGCAGUCCAGUUACAGCCACUCUGUGAUGCAUUCGAAUUGGCCAUGAUCGAGGGUGGGGGUACCUAUCUGGGGGUCAUUCAUGGCAAAGCCGACAAUCGCAUCCUCAAUCGUGAUAUCAUUGAACAGUUUAUUCAGCCCAAAUUGAAUGAUACUACGAGAAGUACCAGUGGCACGACCAACAACAUGACUCGUUGGGAGCAUGUGGGCAUUUUCAUGCAGGGCAGUAACUUUGUGUCGGGGGCUACCUUUGCACAAGAAUCGCAUCCGGGAUUGGUGUUGGGCGUCAUUGAACGAGAUGAAGUCGUCUACGAGGCAUUGCGACAAGGCAAACUCGUGGCGACAUUGGAUCAACAGCAUUAUUUGCGUGGAUACUUGCCUGUGGCAUUGCUCACGUGGCUGCGACAAACGCGACAACAACUAUCGACCCAAUUUCUGCCCACGGGUCCCAUUGUAGUGAGAGAUGCGCCUGGACCUGGUGAGACUAUUUGCCGAGAACAGUUCUUUCCCGUCUGCCCGGAAUAUCAGGAAAAGAAUCAUCUCGGACGUGGGAUUCGAGGAGUGGGAUACUGUAUCUAUGCCUUUAUUCUCGUCGUGGCAGGCGGGUUGAUGUACUGGGUUCAUGUCAAUCGAGAUGAACGGAUUGUCAAGGCAUCCCAACCAGAGUUCCUGAUUGCCAUUUGUUUUGGAUGUGUCGUCUUGGCGUCGGCUAUUAUUCCCAUGAGCUUGGACGAUGGCGUUCUGGAAGAGGAUGGAGGGUGUGUGGGCUGUACCUGUGCAGGUUGCGAUGUAGCCUGCAUGUCGUCCCCAUGGCUCUAUGCAAUGGGUUUCGUAAUCAUCUUUGCCUCUCUGUUCAGCAAGAUUUGGAGAAUGAAUCGGCUGAUCAGUGGUGCCGCCCAUUUCCGCCGUCUCAAGCUGUCAGCCAGGGACGUGAUCGUUCCAUUGGUUGUGUUGCUGUCUCUUAAUCUCAUCUUUCUUGUGGUUUGGACAGCAGUCGAUCCCAUGUAUUGGGAACGGGGACGACGAUGCGGUGCGGAUGAAUUCACUUCCUAUGGGGUUUGUAGAAUCGGCAAAACGAAAGUUUCCGUUGUCAUGGGCUUGCUUGUCAUCCUGGUCGAUUCGUUGGCCCUCUUCAUGGCCAAUUACCAGGCCUACAAGGCACGGAACUUUAGCACAGAGUAUAGCGAGUCCAAGUACAUUGCUUUGGCUAUGAUGUGUAUCCUUCAAGUUCUUAUGGUUGGGGUUCCCUUGAGCUUUCUGGUGACUGACAGUCCACCGGCGUGGUUCUUGAUACGUGUAUUCAUUGCGGCCAUUGUCACGUUGUCCGUACUCUUGUUGAUGUUCAUCCCAAAGAUUCAGAAGCUCAGAGAAGCUACGGAGAAGAAACGACAAUCCCUGAAACGGCGAGAAGAGGCGGCUCAGAAUGCAUAUCUACAAGGAGUACCGGGCGAGGACAUUGAAAGAGUUUCCAAUGGUUCCGUAAGAAGCGUUUCGAGCUCGAUGUCCAGUUCCAGUCAAAGGUCCGGGCUCAAGAUUCGGAAAAGGAUGGUUAGCUUGGCUCGACUUAGUUGGCAGCCUGAGGAGCUCGUCGCCGCGGGCUUGGCUCGUUUUGGUCGGAAACAGGAGAAUAGCACCACCAAAUCUCCCACGGUAGACGAAACCCUUCGAGCAUACCAGUCGGGCGCGACAGGCGACACGCAUCGUGUUGCAUCGAGCAUAACUAUUGAUGGAAUUGGAUCCCAACACAACCGCAGCAAUCCACACCUUUUGGGCGAUAUCAACGAGAGUGAUGAUGAUGUUGUUAAAUCCGAUUCGGACGGCGACGACGACAACGACGACAAGGCAGAGGAAGAAGACUACAGAGAUGAAGGAGAGGGCUUGCGCCUUUCUGUGUCCAACCGAGCAAUGGUCCCUCUUGCCGACAACGACGACACAGCGGGUGGCGAUCGGGACGGUUUGCGUGUUUCUGUCACCAAGGACGCGGCUCCAGAUAUGUUCCUUGCCCAGGACGUUGACAACGAACAACCCACCGUGCCCCAUCAAACUCAAGAAGACUCAUCGCAGGGUUCAAAGAGGCCCCUGGCCCGCGAUGGCGGCAUGGACGGUCUUGAUGACGGUCAUGUUCCGAGGGAAACAGCGCCCCUCGUUGUCGACACGGGCAAUACGAUUGAAGAGAGUAGUGAUGAUCACCGCCCGCACUCAUCAUCAGACGUCGUCAUGAUUGUUGACGAAUCAAAGGAUGUGUCGACGUUGAUCGACACCGGUACUGGAGGGGUUUCCAUUCUUGAUGGAACUCCUGCCACCAAUGGCGAACAUGGAGUGAAAGACGACGUUGAUACGGACGACGACGAGAACUAG